AUGAGAAUUAUCCAACCUGGUAACAGCGAAUCAGAAGAAGGAAUUGUGGAAUUCAAAAUUGGUUCACCUGACAGAGGAUUGGUAAGUAUUAACAGGUUAGUGUUAGAUCGCGGUACUUGUUUUUCAUUACCAAGACAAAGUGUGAAUGGUUUUCUAUGUAUUACCUCCGGUAAGGCAUUUCUUAUAUAUAACCCUAUCACUGGAGAAAAAUCACCUUGGAUCGAAAUCAAUAACAAGCAGGCAAGAAACCAAAUUGCAUUUGGAUUUGAUAAACAGAGUAAUGAACAUAAAGUCAUCUGCAUAUCAAGUAGUAAUUCUGAUUCGGGUUCCGCUGAUAGUAAUAAUCAAAAAGUUAAUGAAGUUUUUACUGUUGGCAAAAAUACAUGGAGAAUAAUCGAUGCAGUUCCACCCAUUGCAUUAGGUGUGGGUUAUAAUGAGAAAGUUCCUUAUUAUGUAGAUGGUUGUAUAUAUCGGCGGAUCCGGCCGGAUAUUUUUCACCCAUGGGAACGAGAACAAAUACUGAGAUUUGAUAUUGCAACUGAAAAGUUUAGAAUUAUUCCCAUUCCGGAUUUUGUAAUUGAUCCCGAUAGAUAUAAGUUCUCGCAGACUGUUGAGCUAACGGAAAUUGAUGGAUGCAUUGCUGUAUUGAAUUGGGUAAAUGAAGUCUGCAUUUCUCUAUGGAAAUUUCGUGAAGUUGCAGAUGGUAACAUUGAGUGGAUUGAAGAGAUUAUUGAUAUACCUUCUCACUGGAAUGGGAAACCAGAUCUUUCAAUUCAAGCUCUUACUGGGACACGUCAAAUCUUCCUGCAUUAUCAAUAUUCAGAUAGCAUUUUUUAUUACAACAGAGACACCAGGGAGUCCAUAAGGUUUCCGAUCUGUUCAGAGUGUGACAGGGAAAGGACAAUACAAGUGUAG
Molecule: messenger RNA, 915 nt
Organism: Papaver somniferum (opium poppy)
Lineage: Eukaryota; Viridiplantae; Streptophyta; Magnoliopsida; Ranunculales; Papaveraceae
Product: putative F-box protein At4g38870
Exons: 1
Coding region: 1-915 (304 amino acids)
Source: RefSeq, a predicted model, not a curated record